AGUUGCAUUUUCGGCUCAGUCUCUAACGCAACGACAGCAUGACAUUUUCUGGCCUCUUGGCUGUCCUUCUUUUGGGCAUUUGCUCGAGAGUUCAAGCUUCGCUGGUGAAGUGCUCCUGUGAUCCUGGACCAGCUGGUGCGCGUGGACCCCCAGGACCUCCUGGACCGCCUGGACCAGGUUAUGGUGGCGGACAUGGUGGCGGUUAUUGGCCCUAUCCACCAACGCCUCCAUUCACUCCAAAUCUGCCAAUCAUACCUGGACCAAGAGGUCUGCCCGGACCGCCAGGCCCACCAGGAUACUGCUUCCCAUGUCCGGCUCUGCCGCCCAGAGGAUUCCCGCCACAACUGGGUGUGCCCGUGCCACCAUUCCUGUCCACUCAGGUGGGCGGUGGAGGUGGAAAUGCCGCCUCUGCUUUGACCUCUGCAGUGGGCAACAUCAUAGUGAUUCCCUCGGGUGCGACAACAGGCUUGAAGGGCCGUGCACAGUUCUACCACAUCUCGCCCGAUGGCCAGGUGCUGCGUAUCGAACCACCCAAGGAUAUUCCCCAUGAAAUCUUCGACUCUCUGGGCCAGCCGCCACAGCCACAGCCGCCACAGCCCACGUCGGGCUCCUCCUUGUCGGGCAUAACGCCACCACCCACACAGCAGACACCCGGAGAGCAGCAGCUGCAGACCACCGUAACACCCGAGACCCUGGACGAAACAAUGUUUGCGGUGACAGGCAAUCGCGGCAAGGACUUCCUGCGCGGCGGCAACUCCGAGGCCAGCGACUGGCGAAGGAUUCUGCUUCUGGGCGAGCGACCCACAGAGGCGCCUCAACAGCAGCAACAUCCCAACCAGCUGGGCAGCAGCAUGGAGAGUUUCCAGCGAGCACUGGUGGAGCUGAAGGAGAAAUAUGCGACGCUCAUACAGCCAAGGAGCGACAAUCGAUACGCGGUUAUUCUCUGAUACAAAAUGAAGUCCCUGCCCUCUUCAAAUAGGUUAAAUAAAUAAUAAAAACAGUACUGAUAAUAUCUAAACAAGAA
This is a messenger RNA of Drosophila guanche, 1024 nucleotides long. RefSeq names its product collagen alpha-1(X) chain. The transcript is spliced from 2 exons. The coding region runs from base 39 to 947 and encodes 302 amino acids. Lineage: Eukaryota; Metazoa; Arthropoda; Insecta; Diptera; Drosophilidae. The record is from RefSeq and is a predicted model, not a curated record.